This is a messenger RNA of Pteronotus mesoamericanus, 11042 nucleotides long. It is a transcript of the gene AKAP6, whose product is annotated as A-kinase anchoring protein 6. Lineage: Eukaryota; Metazoa; Chordata; Mammalia; Chiroptera; Mormoopidae. Gene Ontology annotation, molecular function: protein kinase A binding; transmembrane transporter binding. Gene Ontology annotation, cellular component: perinuclear region of cytoplasm; sarcoplasmic reticulum. The record is from RefSeq and is a predicted model, not a curated record. The coding region runs from base 145 to 7086 and encodes 2313 amino acids. The transcript is spliced from 14 exons.
UCUGAACUGAUGUCACAGCAUCAUGCAGCAGGUCAAACAAGGCAUCUCCUAGUAUUGCAUCCUACAGAUGUGCUGUAAACAUCAAAAGAAGACAGUGGGAGCAGGAGAUGCUGUUUUGGAAAGAAGUAAGGUUUAGACUUCUCCAUGUUAACCAUGAGUGUGACACUUUCCCCCCUGAGGUCACAAGACCUGGAUCCCAUGGCUACUGAUGCUUCACCCAUGGCCAUCAACUUGACACCCACUGUGGAGCAGGGUGGGGGAGAAGAGGCGAUGAAGGAAAUGGAUUCUGACCAGCAGUAUGAAAAACCACCCCCACUGCACACAGGGGCCGACUGGAAGAUUGUCCUUCACUUACCUGAAAUUGAGACCUGGCUCCGGAUGACCUCAGAGAGGGUCCGGGACCUGACCCAUUCAGUCCAGCAGGACUCAGACAGCAAGCAUGUGGAUGUGCAUCUCGUUCAACUGAAGGACAUUUGCGAAGAUAUUUCUGAUCAUGUUGAACAAAUCCAUGCCCUCCUUGAGACUGAAUUCUCCCUGAAGCUGCUGUCCUACUCUGUCAAUGUGAUCGUGGACAUCCACGCGGUGCAGCUCCUCUGGCACCAGCUCCGAGUGUCGGUACUGGUCCUGCGGGAGCGCAUUCUGCAGGGUCUGCAGGACGCCAAUGGCAACUACACCCGGCAGACGGACAUUCUGCAAGCUUUCUCCGAAGAGACAACAGAGGGCCGGCUGGAUUCUCUAACGGAAGUGGAUGACUCAGGACAGCUAACUAUCAAAUGCUCUCAAAAUUACUUGUCUCUGGAUUGUGGUAUUACGGCAUUUGAACUGUCUGACUACAGUCCAAGUGAGGAUUUGCUCGGUGGCCUGGGUGACAUGACAUCUGGCCCGGUCAAAACCAAACCCUUUGACUCUUGGAGCUACAGUGAGAUGGAAAAGGAGUUCCCUGAGCUCAUCCGAAGUGUUGGGUUACUUACGGUGGCUACUGACCCCAUCCCUUCCCACUGCAGUGAAGUAUCCCUUUCAGCAGGUGAUGAAGGUGGAUGUGAGGAAAACAGUGCUUCUGCAGUCGAGGAGAAACCAGGCUUAGUGCAGGGGACAUCUUCUUCAGUGGAAGCUCUGACAAAUGCUGCCCCACCCUCUUCUGAGACUGCAAAGCAGGAAUCCAAUCCCUCCUCCCAACUUGGAGCAAAGAACCAACAGCCUCCUCCUUGUGAAAAUGCAACCCCCAAGCGAUCCAUCAGAGAUUGCUUUAAUUACAACGAGGACUCUCCCACGCAACCCACAUUGCCAAAAAGAGGGCUUUUCCUUAAAGAAGAAAAAUUUAAGCAAAAUCUGAAAGGCGCUGAUGGAAAGAAGCAGAUGGUAGAUCUCAAGCCUGAGAUGAGCAGAAGCACCCCUUCUCUGGUGGAUCCGCCCGACAGAUCCAAGCUCUGCCUAGUGUUACAGUCUUCCUACCCCAGCAGCCCUUCUGCUUCCAGCCAGUCCUACGAGUGUUUGCACAAGAUGGGGGAUGAGUAUCUUGAAAACACAGUCAAAGGUCACCUUAAAGAAAUCUCCUCCAGCCUGGGAAGGCUUAACGACUGCCAUAAUGAGAAACCUCGACUUAAAAAGCCACAUAAGACCCCAGAAGAGGUGCCUCCAUGCCAAACACCUAAAGGGGGAACCGAUUCAGGCAAGCAAACAGAAAACACAAGGAGUUCCGUGGUGCCAAAUGGAACUCCUUCUUGUACUUCCAAGGCCACGGAGAGGCCAGGAACAGAUUCUGCUUCCACAUCCUCACUUGAGCUGUGCGAUCAAAGAAGCUGGAAUACCAAACUACCAGUGCAGUCAGCAACAUCCAGUUCACCACCUUUUACUCACAGCAGCAAAUCCCCUGUUGGCUCAGACAACGUCAUAUCUCCAGAACCCUGUCUUUCAAAACACAAAAGCAAAAAAUGUUACUCCUCUUCCCCAAGCCACAUCACAAAGAAUGGCCGGGUUAUGGAGGCCUGGUAUGGCUCUGACGAAUACCUGGCACUGCCCUCUCACCUUAAGCAGACAGAAGUAUUAGCUUUGAAGUUGGAAAACUUAACAAAGCUUCUGCCUCAGAAACCCAGAAGAGAAACCAUUCAGAAUAUAGAUGACUGGGAACUGUCUGAAAUGAAUUCAGAUUCCGAGAUGUAUCCAACAUACCACAUAAAGAAGAAACAUACAAGGCUGGGCAGGGUGUCUCCAAGCUCAUCCAGUGACAUAGCCUCUUCCCUGGGGGAGAGCAUUGAAUCUGGGCCCCUGAGUGACAUUCCUUCGGAUGAGGAGCUGGGUAUGCCUCUCUCUGGCAUGAAAAAAUACGCUGAUGAGAAGUCCGAGAGAGCUUCAUCUUCUGAGAAAAAGGAAAGCCGUUCUGUCACAAAAUCGGCUUUAAUUCAGAAACUUAUGCAAGAUAUUCAACACCAAGACAACUAUGAAGCCAUAUGGGAAAAAAUAGAGGGGUUUGUAAAUAAGCUGGAUGAAUUCAUUCAAUGGUUAAAUGAAGCCAUGGAAACCACUGAGAAUUGGACACCCCCGAAAGCAGAGACGGAUGGCCUUAAACUGUACCUGGAGACACACUUGAGUUUCAAGUUGAAUGUAGACAGUCAUUGUGCUCUCAAGGAAGCUGUGGAGGAGGAAGGACACCAGCUUCUUGAGCUUAUUGCAUCUCACAAAGCAGAAGGACUAAAGGACAUGCUGCGGAUGAUUGCAAGUCAAUGGAAGGAGCUGCAGAGGCAAAUCAAACGGCAGCACAGCUGGAUUCUCAGGGCUCUGGACACCAUCAAAGCCGAGAUCCUGGCUACCGAUGUGUCUGUGGAGGAUGAGGAAGGGACUAGAAGCCCCAAGGCUGAGGUUCAACUAUGCUACCUGGAAGCACAAAGGGAUGCUGUUGAGCAGAUGUCCCUGAAGCUGUACAGUGAGCAGUACACCAGCAGCAGCAAGAGGAAAGAAGAGUUUGCUGAUAUGUCAAAAGUUCAUUCAGUGGGAGGCAAUGGGCUUCUGGACUUUGAUUCAGAAUAUCAGGAGCUCUGGGAUUGGCUGAUUGACAUGGAGUCCCUCGUGAUGGACAGCCACGACCUGAUGAUGUCAGAGGAGCAGCAGCAGCAUCUUUACAAGCGAUACAGUGUGGAAAUGUCCAUCAGGGACCUGAAAAAGAGAGAGCUGCUUAGUAAGGUUGAAGCUUUGAAGAAAGGUGGCGUUUUACUACCGAAUGAUCUCCUUGAAAAAGUGGAUUCAAUUAAUGAAAAAUGGGAACUGCUUGGGAAAACCCUAGGAGAGAAGAUCCAGGACACAAUGGCAGGGCACAGUGGGUCGGGCCCACGUGACCUGCUCUCUCCUGAAAGCGGAAGCCUGGUAAGGCAGCUGGAGGCCAGGAUCAAAGAGCUGAAAGGGUGGCUAAGAGAUACAGAGCUUUUCAUCUUCAAUUCCUGUCUGAGACAAGAAAAGGAAGGAACAAUGAAUGCUGAGAAACAACUGCAAUACUUUAAGUCCCUGUGUCGUGAAAUCAAGCAGCGGCGCCGUGGAGUGGCCUCCAUCCUGCGACUGUGCCAGCAUCUCCUGGAUGAGGGGGAGACCUGCGACCUGAGCGCAGACCACCAGCCCAUGCAGCUGAUCAUCGUCAAUCUCGAAAGGAGGUGGGAAGCCAUUGUCCUGCAUGCCGUCCAGUGGCAGACGAGGCUUCAGAAGAAGAUGGGAAAGGACUCUGAGACUUUGAAUGUGAUUGACCCUGGCUUGAUGGACCUAAACGGGACCAGCGAGGAUGCCCUGGAAUGGGAUGAAACUGAUAUAAGUAACAAGUUAAUUAGUUUGAAUGAAGAAUCAAAUGAUCUCGAUCAAGAACCCCAACCUGUCACGCCUUCCUUAAAACUUGAAGAGACAGGUAGUGAAGGACCUGAUUAUGAAGAUAAGGCAGGUGACCACGGGGGAUCUCCGUGUACCUCAAGCGUUACCGCCCCCUCCAGUCCACACAUUUACCAAGUAUACAGCCUCCACAACGUGGAGCUCUAUGAGGACAGCCACGUGCCGUUCCUGAAGAACAGUCCGAAGCUCACCAGCACGACACAGCCUAGUAUUUUAACUAAGAGUCUCAGUAAAGACUCUUCGUUUUCAUCUACCAAAUCUUUGCCGGAUCUUCUAGGGGGUUCCAGUUUGGCGAAGCCCUGCCCGUGCCAUGGCAGAGACGCGAGCCAGAAUUCAGGCAGCGAGAGCGGGAUCGUCAGCGAAGGAGACACUGACACCACUGCCAACUCCGAAGCGUGCUUGCUCAGUGUGGGAGAUGGGUCCCCAAGUAACCCUGACGCUGAGCAUCUGGACCCACCAAUGCGAGAUGCCAUUAAUGUGUUAGAGCAGAAAUUUAAAGAUGAGGAGGAAGCCGUUAAGCUUCCAAACAGCUCUCAGUCAUCCACUUCACCAGUGGGUUGUGUAAAUGGAAAAGUAGGAGAUUUGAACAGUGUUAUUAAACAUACCCCUGACUGUUUGGAAGAAGAAUUACAAGGAAAACAUGAUGUGUUUACAUUUUAUGAUUACUCAUACCUCCAAGGCUCAAAACUGAAAUUACCAAUGAUAAUGAAACAGUCACAAAAUGAAAAAGUCCAUGUAGAGGAUCCCUUGCUUCAUGGCUUUUAUUUUGAUAAAAAGUCCUGCAAAUCUAAACAUCAUGCUACAGAGUUACAACCAGACGCACCUCCCCAUGAAAGGAUUUUGGCAAGUGCAUCCCAUGAAAUGGAUCACAGUUCAUAUAAAAGUGGUGAUGUAGAGAAGACAUUCACUGGCAUGCAGAAUGCCAAACAGCUCUCCCUUCUAUCUCAUAGUUCCUCUAUAGAUUCCCUUUCUCCAGGGAGUGAUUUAUUUGGAUUGGGCAUCUUUAAAACCGGCAGCGACAGCCUCCAGCGAAGCACUUCUUUAGAAAGUUGGUUGACAUCCUAUAAAAGUAAUGAAGAUCUUUUUAGCUGUCACAGCUCUGGGGACAUAAGCGUGAGCAGCGGCUCAGUUGGUGAACUGAGUAAAAGGACAUUAGAUCUUCUGAAUCGUCUGGAGAAUAUCCAGAGCCCCUCAGAGCAAAAGAUAAAGCGAAGUGUUUCUGAUAUCACUCUUCAAAGCAGUUCCCAAAAGAUGUCCUUGACUGGCCAGCUGUCGUUGGACAUAGCCUCUUCUAUCAAUGAAGACUCGCCGACAUCUCUUACAGAACUCAGCAGCAGUGAUGAGCUCUCUCUUUGCUCAGAGGAUAUUGUGCUGCACAAGAACAAGAUCCCGGAAUCAAAUGCUUCCUUCAGGAAGCGCCUGACUCGUUCGGUGGCUGAUGAAAGCGAUGUCAAUGUCAGCAUGAUCGUGAAUGUCUCUUGCACCUCUGCUUGCACUGAUGACGAAGACGACAGUGACCUCCUCUCCAGCUCCACUCUCACCUUGACAGAAGAAGAGCUGUGCAUCAAAGAUGAGGAUGAUGACUCCAGUAUCGCGACAGACGACGAAAUUUAUGAAGACUGCAACUUGAUGUCAGGGUUGCACUAUAUAAAGAAUGAACUGCACACCUGGAUUAGACCAAAGCUUUCCUUGACUAGAGAUAAGAGAAGAUGUAAUCUCAGUGAUGAAAUAAGGGGCAGUAAGGACAUUAGGAGUGAGAUGACCAAUCCUUCUGACACCCUGAGCAUUGAGGCCCUGCUAAAUGGCUCCACAAAAUGUUUCUCUGAAAAUAACGGAAAUAGUAAGAAUUUAUCCAACACCCAUGAGUUAGGGACAAAAGGUGAAAAUAAGAAAAAUAUUUUCAAAGUUAAUAAAGAUCCAUAUGUGGCUGACAUGGAAAAUGGCAAUAUUGAAAGUACUCCAGCAAGACAGAAGGAUGAACUUCAUGGGACUUCAAAGGAAUCAGAAAAUCUUGGUGUAAGCAGGAAAAGGAUUUCAGAGGGUGAGCAUUGUGAAUGUAAAGCAUUUGUGGAUAGCUCAGGUGAUUCAGACGUUGCUAGAAAGGAAUUUGUCCCCCAAACUGCUAGACAUCUUCCUCAAAAAUGUCAGAACCACCACCAUUUUGAAAAUCAAAGGGCUGCUUCUACUCUCAUUGAGAAGUCUUGCCCAGAACUGCCUUCAGAGACCAGAGUUAUCAACAGACCAGACUCUGACUUACUGAAAUCUUCAUCUAAUGGUGCACCAACUAGGGCUGGAAAAUCUGCUGAUUGCUGCCUAGCAGUUGAACAAAAUCAAAUCGAGGAACAUGCCUCUAUUAGUGACAACACUUCCUGUUGUGAAUGUGAGUCAAUUGUUUUCCAUCCAAAAGAUGCUGAAGAUUGUUCAGUACACGACUUUGUUAAGGAAAUUAUUGACAUGGCUUCAACCGCCCUAAAAAGUAAAUCUCAACCUGAAAAUGAGGCAGCUGCUCCUACUUCAUUAACCCAAAUCAAGGAAAAAGUGUUAGAACAUUCUCACCGGCCCAUCCAGCUGAGAAAAGGAGACUUUUAUUCCUACUUAUCUCUCUCAUCUCAUGACAGUGAUUGUGGGGAGGUCACCAAUUACAUAGAAGAGAAGAGCAACACUCCUUUGCCACUGGAUGUCACCGACUCUGGCCUAGAAGACAAGGAAGACAUUGAAUGCUUCUUUGAGGCCUGUGUUGAGGAUGACCCUGAAAAAGAUGAGCCCCGUUUCUCCAGCGCUCCUCCAAAUGAACCUGUGGGUACCAGUGCGGCCACGAUGCCAUUACAAGCAGCAGCAGGCUCUUCUAGAUUUAGUGAUAUUUCUCUCGUAGCUGAUGAUACAGACAUGGUGGCUUUUUCAAAUCCUCCCCCUCAGGAAGGAUCUGACAUUGGAAAGGAAGUGGAUGGUUUACCCCAGGCUUCCAAUGUCUGUGGAGAAAGCUCCAAGUCCACUAUGCCCUCAAGGCUGGGCAGUGAAAAAGGAAGUUCAGAACACCCGGGUGAGCCUGGAAUGCUGGAGGAACAUAAUGCUGCUUCAGCCAAACCUGGAGUUCCAGGACUCUUGUCAAAGGCAACAGAGCCCAAGGACAAAGCUGCAUUGCAUCCCAACUCCAAAACUUUAACCUGUGAAGGAAAUCCUCUAAACCUUGAUGAAGAACAACAUAGAAAUAUGCAUAGGUAGAAUGUAACCCUCUCCAAGCAUGAAAAUCAUCUCAUUGAAAGAUAAGCCUGGCUGCAACCCAGGGGCAGCCUCAUACUCCCACCCCAGGCUGGUCUCUGUUCCACCGCGUCACUGCCGUUUGUGACACUGACCUCCCCCAAGAUGACCCUUCUGAAUGCGGUUUGCCCACGUGCCCUCGUGAUCUGGAUGUGUGCACUGGUUCUCUUUAGGUGACUGUCUCUGAAGUUCAGCAAAACUGCUUAUUCCCCGCGGAUUCCCUUCCCAAGCUACCUCUGCCAGCCCCGCCUCUCCAGCAAGACUUUUCUGUUCGUUUCUCCCCCUCUGCAUCUGCUUUCUAAAGUUCUGCAGCUCACCGAAUUGAUGGUCCAUUAAAUUCUCCUGUCUGGAAUGAGCCCUGCCAGUACUUGACCAAUUUUAUGUUUCAAUAUGAAUUUUUGGUAAUGAUAUGAUGCUUAUGUUUAUUGAAAGAGUUUUACCUAAAAGGGCAACAUUCGAUGUGAUUACAGCACAGAGAAGAAACACUGGUCUUUCGUUCAAAAUUAAGCAACUUUUAAAAGCACCAUUUUAUUUAUUUUAUUUUAAUAAUAAUAAUCUAUGCAGCACUUCAAGAAACAACUAUAUGGUGUUGUAUAUUAUAAACUGGUGACAUUCUAUUAAAUCAUGUACAACAUUUUGGUUUUCUUAUGCUUCUUGAGGUGGUAAUGCGAAAAAAGUUUUUUAAAAAGUGUGCCUUGCUGUAUUUCUUAUACCAUUUAUUAAAAAGCUGCUUUCAUGGUAAAAUUAGGUUGGUUUGAAGGGAAGAAAUAGCAAGGUUAGGAUGUGUGAAUAAUUCCUGUAUAUAUGUAUAACCAAGUACAAACAUUGAUGUAUAAUGACAGUAUAAAAUGCUUUCAUGUUUGUGAUGUCUAGUGAUGUGGAAAAUAUAAGCCUUAAAUCCAUUAGAUUGCAUGGUAAUUAAAAUUGGCAUAAUAAACAUAGCUUAUUAGGGGAAAAGGGAAAUUAGUGAUCUCUUCUACCUGUGUUCUUUACCAAAUUAUUGCAUCUGGUUCUGGAAAAAAAUAUUACAGAUAGCAGCUUCCAAAAUAUCUAUCUUUCAUAUGAGGCUUAAAAUGACCUAAACUAGAAUCUACACAUGAAGUCUUUUCAAUUUUCAGAAUAUUUCCAAUCACUAUAAAGAUCUUGGAACACAAAUGAUUUAAUGAUAUUUCCCCUAAAACAGUAAAAAAAAUUUUUAGGUUUUUUAUUUCUGUUUCUCGUUAAUGGUAUUAAUGUUGAAUUUCAGGAUACAUCUUAUAUUUAUUUUAUAUAAUUCUUUUGAAUGGGUUUGAUACAAAAGAUGGUAGGACAAUAUAGAAAAUUUGACUAUUAUUUUGAUUUAGAUUACUGAUUUCAAGUGUAUUUAUUUUGUGUAAAAGAAAUCAACUACAAAAUAAUCCGUUUGGUCUUCACUGCUCUUGUUAAAUGCAGUUUCUAACUUUAUUCUAAUGCCUACUAAAGUGCCUAACACAGUAGGUAUUCAAUAAAAAUUUGUUGAAUUGAAAUAUUGAGUUAGGUAAUAUGGAUAACAUUGAUCUUUUCAUCUAGAGAGAUCUACACCAAAACCUGUAAACAACUAGAAAAAGACAAAACACAGUUAGAAAACCGCACAUAAUAGAAGGCCCGGCACAAAUAACGCCCCUACUUAAUUACAAAAUCUUUUAUUACAAAAUCAUAAGCAGGUAAUUCUGUAACAUAAUAUCACACUGAAGCAUACAAUCUGACAUUUUGGGUGAGAUGUUCAAAUUAAAACUACAAAUUAUUACGCCUGUAUCAUUGUCCUACUCACCACACUCAAGCAGGCGUUACUUCUGCUGGACCCUGUAUAUAACCAAUUUAUACCAAAUUAAAAAAAAAAUAAUGUGUGGAUUUAUACAGUCCCAGAAAUGACAAUCAUUCAUUCAUCUGAUAAUUAAUUAACUUCUUUUACCUGCAAGGCACUGUUCUAGAUACAGGGGACACAAUGAUAAGUGAACAGAGGCCCUGCCCUCCGCAGGCCCACCUGCGUUCCUGACGAAGUGAACACAGACGUGAGAGGCAGUCGUUGUCCUGCAGGUGAUGAAAAGAGCAAAGUGGUGAAAGAGGUACAAAGACAAGCAGCAAGGAGGGACAAGGAGGAAGGGAAGAGUUAGAAGAGAGCAGAGUUAGACAAUAGGGAAUUAGUGAAGCUUAUUGCAGGAGUAGUGGGAGAAAAGGUAAGUUGGGAGACUUAAUGGAGGGUCUUUCUAAAAAGUUAAGUUGGAGCUUUUGUAUGUGAUAUGCUAGGUAGUAAGGAAAUUUUGUCAAAUCUUUGCUUUGCACUGGAUAUUAUUUAUUGUUAGGACUUUAUCAGUAGCACACCAAGAACAUUUAAGAAAAACUAGUCUAUAAUUAUACCAUUUUAAUAACUACUUGUAUUUUUAUUCCCCUUCUAAUAUUUUUCCAUACAUAUUUCAAAACUGAUGAAUCAUAUUAGGCUUUUGACCAGACAGUAAUUUGAUCACAAGGGGUUUUAGGCAGACAUUUAGUUGCAGUGUUCAAGAUGAUUAAAGGGGAAGAAACUAGAGAUAAAUGUCUCAUUAGGAGAUAGUUUUAGAAAAUAAUCUAGUAUUGAGAGGAUGACAGAAGCUAACAGGGAUAGUGGCCUGCGAUCUAGAGGAAAAAUAUCCUAUUGUCUUUGAAAUACCUAAGAACAUUCUGGAUACCUGUUGAGGUAUGUUAUUAUUUUAUAUACUGAGGAAACCUAAAUUUUCCUUGGGUACUAACUAAUGCCAAGUCUACAUCUACUAACUAAUGCCAAGUCUACAUCUAUCAGUAAAACAUUCUAAGAACAAGCAGAUCAUGAUACUCUGUUUACCUGUGAUGUACUCAUUAAAAACCUUGAGGUAUUGAAAAUAUUUGUUUAUUAAUACUCUAUUUAGUGUAAACACCGCAUUUGUAGAAUGACUUUCAGGUUUAUUGUACUGAUACAAUGCUUUUUCAGGUUGGAAGGGAUGGCAUAGCCUCAAUCUCUUGCUCUAUGUAGAUGCUACCUCCUUAGUUACCCUGGAAAAUGGUCAUACCAACUCUACCCACACACUUCCAGUGACACUCUUAAGGCAAACUGUCCCCUCUGGGGCAUGUCUCUCUGCUGGAAAGCUAUUUCUUGGGUUGCUAAAAUCUGCAUAGUGGCCCCCAUCCCACCUUUAAUUUUGCUUACUGGUCCUAAUUCUUUCCUGAUAAGCUUCUCAGAGAAUUUCUACCCCUUCUUUUUCAUGGUAACCCUGAAAAUAAUUGAGACCACUUACUCACCCUCCCCCAGCUGUUAUGAUUUCUCUUUUUUAAUUCCCUCAACAGCCUUUCAUAUGCCAUGAGUUUCAGAUCCAUUUCAACCUGACUGAAUGUUAACAGACAGAAUCCUUGAAACUGAGGAACUGUCUUCAUCAUCAUACAUGUAGAAAAAUAUCUGAACAUUUAAGUGGUAAGUUUUCUCUAAAAAUAUAUUAAGAUAUAUGUUUAUUCUAUUAUUGUAAAUUUCAAUAAAUAAAUAAAUAAGCAAAUAAAUAAGAAUCCAUUACUUCCUUCAGUGGAUCAGUCCAGUGCCAGAGUAAUCUUGAAUCUUUACCUUACAUCAAAUUGAAAUCUAACCUGUCUCCAUAUAAAUCAGGGUCCCCCCCUUUCAUUUAUUCAUUCAUUCAUUCAUUCAUUCAUUCAUUCAUUCAUCGAGUGGCUACUUGUGUGAAGUACUCUGUUUGGCAUUAGAGAUACAAAGGCAACUAAAAUGUGGUCUCUGCCUUCAAAAGUUUACAGUUUUUCUUGUGAAAGUGCCUUUCAUGUCCUCAAAUAGAGUGGUUUUUCCAAAUUAAAUGAUGACCCAUUAAUUUUGUUUCCUAUCUAGUUUCUACAUUUAAAAAAAAAAAUCUAGUGAGCAAAAUGGUAUGCAGAAUUAUAUGGAUCUCAGU